GGUAGGGGAAAAGGAAAGGUUGUGUGUUGUGUGUUGUGUGACUCUCUUUGGAGAGAGACUGUGUUUCUCUGCUGCCACCUCCUCUCUCUUUCGCCGGCGUUCUCGUCGGAGAUUCUAUUCCCUCUUUUUUUCUCUUUCCGAUCGCCUAAUUCCAUCCAUAUCCCUAACCCUUCUCAACCAACUCAUAAUUUCGGCGUUUUCUUUCGUUGGGGUUUCUGCUUCGUUUCUGCGAUCAAUCAAUGGAAGAUUACGCUGCCAGCAGCGAUGAUGAAUACCGUUACUCCGAUCCGGAGGACUCCGUCGACGCCUUCGAUAACGAUGAUAACGAUUAUCAAUUAGUCUCUUCCAAGGGUCCCUCUACUCAGGUGAUUACGAAGGAGUCAUUGCUAGCUGCACAGAAGGAGGAUUUACGCAGGGUGAUGGACAUGCUAUCGGUGAGGGAGCAACAUGCACGUACCCUGCUUAUUUUUCAUCGUUGGGAUGUGGAGAAGUUGUUUGCCGUGUAUGUAGAUAGGGGAAAACAUUUUCUGUUUUCUGAAGCUGGUGUUACAGUGGAUGAACAUCGCGACUCUAAUUCGACGGCUGCUCCGUCGACAAUAAUGUGCGAAAUUUGCAUAGAGGAUGUUCCUAGUGAUGAAACAACAAAAAUGGACUGCGGUCACUGUUUUUGCAACGGCUGUUGGACAGAGCAUUUUAUUGUCAAGAUAAAUGAGGGUCAAAGUAAGCGAAUCAGAUGCAUGGCACACAAAUGUUAUUCCAUUUGUGAUGAAGCUGUUGUCAGAACUCUUCUCAGCAAAAAGCACCCUGAUAUGGCAGAGAAAUAUGAACGCUUUCUUCUUGAAUCCUAUAUUGAAGACAACAAGAGAGUUAAAUGGUGUCCUAGUACGCCUCAUUGUGGGAAUGCAAUACGUGUUGAGGACGAUGAAUUAUGUGAGGUAGAAUGUUCAUGUGGUUUACAGUUUUGCUUUAGUUGCUUGUCAGAAGCACAUUCCCCAUGCUCAUGUUUGAUGUGGGAGCUUUGGGCCAAAAAGUGUCGAGAUGAAUCAGAAACUGUUAAUUGGAUAACAGUUCAUACCAAGCCUUGUCCAAAGUGCCACAAACCGGUCGAGAAAAAUGGUGGCUGUAACUUGGUUAGCUGUAUCUGUGGUCAAGCUUUUUGUUGGUUGUGUGGUGGAGCUACUGGUCGAGAGCAUACCUGGUCAAGCAUUGCUGGUCAUAGCUGUGGUCGCUAUAAAGAGCAAGAAAAAACAGCUGAACGGGCAAAGAGGGAUCUGUAUCGUUAUAUGCAUUAUCAUAAUCGUUACAAAGCUCACACAGAUUCCUUUAAGCUUGAGAGUAAACUGAAGGAGACUAUACAAGAGAAGAUUGCUGUCUCAGAAGAAAAAGAUUCUACGCUAAGGGAUUAUAGUUGGGUAAAUAAUGGGCUCUCUAGACUUUUCAGAUCUAGGCGUGUCCUAUCAUAUUCAUAUGCAUUUGCGUUUUACAUGUUUGGUGACGAGCUAUUUAAGGAAGAAAUGACAGAAGCUCAAAGGGAAAUAAAACAGAACUUGUUUGAGGAUCAGCAGCAGCAGCUUGAGGCAAACGUUGAAAAGCUCUCCAAAAUUUUAGAGGAGCCUUUUGAAACUUUUGAAGAUGAUAAAGUCAUGGAGAUAAGGAUGCAGAUAAUCAAUCUGACCACUAUCAUUGACAAACUUUGUCAAAAAAUGUAUGAGUGUAUUGAGAAUGAUUUACUGGGUUCUCUCCAUAUUGGUGUUCACAACAUUGCUCCAUACAAGUCAAAGGGGAUCGAGAAGGCAUCAGAACUUUCAGUUUGUUGGACAAAUGAGGCCAAUAAUACCGUUUGACUUUGUGGAUGCUCAUCAGAAAUGUUACUUAGUGAAAAAGGAUUAUUGUAUAUAUGCUGCAAGCGUAGGUGUAACAGCAGAACUCGAUAGGCCUUCCGGAUCAGGGAGCUCAGACGAUAGUGGAUGCUCUUCUCGCAAGCGCGCUAGGAAAGAGGGCCUCGGAGGCGCGUUUUUUGAUCUAAACUUACCAGCAGAGUUUGUAGACAGAAAUUGACUUUGGAAGGAAGACACCUUAUAAAUGACCACCAUCACCAUACAGAGAUGCACAGGCCUAACAUGAAAUGCAUUACUUUGCUGCCUUUGAUGGAGUUAAUCACUUUGGAAAAUUACCCUUUUUCUAUUAUUUUGCUUCAUAACUUUAUUUUGGGCAUGUCUCUGCAGAGAUAUGAUUCCAUCUUUAUUUCCUACUUAAGCCAUCUUCUACCUUUUCUUUUAUAUGUUUGGAAUUCUAGCAUUGUAUAUAGCUAGCCUUGGGGGGCAUUUAUUUACUAAUAGUUUUUUUUUUCUCUUUUAUGUAAAUGUCUACUUGGGUUUCUAGCACCCUUGAGGACAACUUCUAGGAUGCUUUAUUCAGUAACUUAUUAUGAUGGAGUUACAAGUGAAGGUAACUUCACUUAUUUUUCUUA
This is a messenger RNA of Arachis stenosperma, 2470 nucleotides long. Its product is annotated as probable E3 ubiquitin-protein ligase ARI1. The coding region runs from base 240 to 1844 and encodes 534 amino acids. Lineage: Eukaryota; Viridiplantae; Streptophyta; Magnoliopsida; Fabales; Fabaceae. Gene Ontology annotation, cellular component: cytoplasm; ubiquitin ligase complex. Gene Ontology annotation, biological process: positive regulation of proteasomal ubiquitin-dependent protein catabolic process; ubiquitin-dependent protein catabolic process; protein polyubiquitination. The record is from RefSeq and is a predicted model, not a curated record. Gene Ontology annotation, molecular function: ubiquitin protein ligase activity; zinc ion binding; ubiquitin conjugating enzyme binding. The transcript has 7 exons.